AUGAGGCAGAGGGGACGCGCUGCACUCCUAGUGGCACUGCUGCUCCUGGCACAGCUGCGCCCCGGGAGUAGUCAGUGGAGCCCGGUGACUGCGGCAGCGACCGAGGUCCAGGAUCCGAAUCUGCGAUGGAGUCCUGGGACACGGAAUCAGGGCGGCGGCGCCCGCGCUCUCCUAUUGCUGUUGGCUGAGCGCUUCCCGCGCCGCGCGGGAUCGGGGACACCAGGCGGCGAGCGGCAGAGACGGGACGACCCUCCGCUGUCCAUCGACCUCACCUUCCACCUGCUGCGGACCCUGCUGGAGCUGGCCCGGACACAGAGCCAGCGCGAGCGCGCAGAGCAGAACCGCAUCAUACUCCAUUCGGUGGGCAAGUGA
Messenger RNA from Arvicola amphibius (Eurasian water vole), 372 nucleotides. It is a transcript of the gene Ucn, whose product is annotated as urocortin. The transcript has a single exon. NCBI's taxonomy places the organism in Eukaryota, Metazoa, Chordata, Mammalia, Rodentia, Cricetidae. Gene Ontology annotation, molecular function: hormone activity. Gene Ontology annotation, biological process: negative regulation of feeding behavior. The record is from RefSeq and is a predicted model, not a curated record. Gene Ontology annotation, cellular component: extracellular region. Bases 1 to 372 code for a protein of 123 amino acids.